UCCACAACACCAGUUGCGGUUCGGUAACAGCCGUUUGGUCAUGUCGGGUACCGCGGAGGAAGACAGCCCGUUUCCCGCUGAUCAUCAGCUGUUUGCCGAAACGUUUUCUCUGAACAGUGUUUAUAAAUUAAGCGGCCAGGAGCUGAAAAUAAAGCAGGUGUACGGGAACAACCUCGGCGUGGCGGCGUCUGUCUGGGAAGCUGCGUUGCAGCUGUGCUGUUAUUUAGAGGCGGAGGCCGUGGAGCUGAGAGGACAGCGGGUCAUCGAACUGGGAGCUGGAACUGGUGUUGUUGGGAUUUUAGCAGCUCGUCAGGGGGCUGUUGUGACAUUGAGGGACCUUCCUGUGGCUCUACCACAACUUGAGGAUAACAUCUCUGCUAACAUGCCCCGUGCUGGUUGGCCUUCUGUCCCUCCCACUGUCCUCCCACUCUCCUGGGGUGAGAACCACACCAGCUUCGAUUCUGACUGGGAUCUGGUGCUUUGCGCGGAUGUAGUCUACCUCCCAUACACAUACCCACUGUUAAUAGCAACACUAAGUCAUUUGUGCAAGAACGGUGCUGUGGCAUAUCUCUCAUCAAAGAUGCGAAAAGAGCACAGAACUGUAGAGUUCUUUGAAGAGUGGUUGCCAAGCAGAUUUAAAGUGGAGCUUGUGCACUAUGACAGCAAACAGAACAUUAACAUCUACAGAGCAUCUCAUCAGAGAGACCAGUAGUCUGUGCUGUAUCACACGUGUUAUAUCACUCAUCAUUCUGCACCAUAUACAUUUUAAUGCUUCCUUCUUUGUUAAACUCUGUGGUCACUACAAAGUACCAGCAGUUUCAGAGAAAAAGUGUUUGGUUUCUUAAUAAAAGGAUGCCUCCUCAUGUCAGGCAACCUCAACUACCUGCCGCGGAGGAUUAAGGGCACUAUUUUAAUGGUGGAUGCAAAAAGGACUGGCACACAGAGUUUAACAUCUGCGUUGCGAACUCACGAUUGCCGGCAUGGGAUGCAGGUGCUCUAACCAGGAUGCCAAAACCCAUGGGCCCUGGAGUCUGUGGCCAGAGCGUCUCUUAGUGCUGAAGACUGAAGCUUACUGACCACCACAUGUACAGCGACUCCUGCUGACCUCCGUCACACUCACCGCCCUAAACCUCACUCCCAUCUGGGUGACGGCACCAAUUGAAUCUCUGUGUUGUGUAUGUUGUUCUGUACUCCUUCGCUUCACCUCAUGACAACCAUAUGCACAAUGACUCCUGCUGGCUUCCAUCACAAGAGCACAAGUCCAUUUUGGGCUUGACAGAGUGCACAUUGCUCUUUAAAUACAGGGUCUGCAAAAGGGUUGGUUUUACGUGUGCAGUAUUCAUGAAUGCGAACAUGAUACCAGUCCAUCAGAGUGGCACCUGUGCUUCUCUUAGACUGCACAAGAUGCACAGCACUGUGGUGUCAAGGACGUAGAUGAAAGUGGAAUGAUUUCUGGCUCGUUAAUGCAUGACCUGUAGCCUGUCAGAGUGAACAGCGGCCACCAAAGCUCCCUGAGGU
Molecule: messenger RNA, 1518 nt
Organism: Thalassophryne amazonica
Lineage: Eukaryota; Metazoa; Chordata; Actinopteri; Batrachoidiformes; Batrachoididae
Product: EEF1A lysine methyltransferase 3-like
Exons: 3
Coding region: 41-712 (223 amino acids)
Biological process (GO): peptidyl-lysine methylation
Cellular component (GO): cytoplasm; cytosol
Molecular function (GO): protein-lysine N-methyltransferase activity
Source: RefSeq, a predicted model, not a curated record